Messenger RNA from Mucor mucedo, 1959 nucleotides. RefSeq names its product velvet factor-domain-containing protein. The transcript is spliced from 9 exons. The record is from RefSeq and is a predicted model, not a curated record. The coding region runs from base 1 to 1959 and encodes 652 amino acids. Lineage: Eukaryota; Fungi; Mucoromycota; Mucoromycetes; Mucorales; Mucoraceae.
AUGGAGGCAUCUGGUAAAUUAGCACGAGAUGAAAAGUCCUCGUACUUGAAUCGAAUGAAUGGUUGGAUUGAUCACUAUAUUUUACAACAACCUUUAUUACCUCAACAACAACAACAACAACAACAAAAGAACCGGAUUUUAAAGUCUCGUCCGUUUAGGUUGCUUGUGGUGGUUUAUAUCUUGUUCUCUGUUCUGUUUACGGGCACACAUAUCUCCUCCUGGUUAUUUAGUACAAAGGAUGCCUGGACCUAUCAACGUACUUAUGAUGCCUUGGAGCCUUAUUCGCUAGUCAGUGACAUGUCACACGGCUUAAAGAUGUCUAAAUUAUUUUCGAAAGGUCACUAUGACGCACUUCAAUAUGUUCAACCAUUUUGGCAAAAGGCUUCAGUGAUUCCGGAUGAACUCGAUACAACCAUCAUCACCACCACAACCCCUGAGACUUGGAAGGACCUAGUAUUUUUGGCAAAGAGUUGGGACGGUCCUAUUUCUGCUACGUUGCAUGUGGCUAAAGAUGCCAGUAUCAAGGCGACGAUUCAAGCUGAGUAUCAAUCCAAUCCUAGCUUAUUCAAAAACGUCGAUCUUCACUUGAUUGAGACACCAACUGGUAUUAAACAGUCUGUCUCAGUUUUGGUCCCAUUAAAUGUCGAACGUAAUUUAGCCCGUAUAUAUGCAAGAAGUCAGCAUGUGUGUGAUAUGCCUUUGAAUACGAUUUUGGUCACAGAUUUACGCCAAACACUGUUAAAGCAUCAAACAAAAUACGCCGCACUAAUGAAGAAGGGAGACAUGCUUGUGAUUCCCACAUUCAAACACACCAGUGGACAAGAAAUCCCUGUCACCAAGAAGGAGUUAGUGGGUCUUGUUCAAGGUGAAAAGAGUUUGGUAUUGCACGAUGCCCAUUUUGAAUCGAAUAAGGGACCUACCGAUUUUGAAACCUGGAAGGCGUCGGAUGCACUCUACAAAGUCACAGGUUACACUAUGGAUUAUGAGCCAAUUGUGAUUCAGAGCAAAACUGUUCAACCGUGGUGUUCUGAACGCUUUGUCGACAAACGAUCUGCUUGUCUCUUAUCAAGCUAUUUGGCUGGUAAUGACUUUUACGUCUUGCCUAGUGAUUUUGUCAUUUAUAAACCCACUACAGCCAAUGCCGCUAUUUCCGACCUUGAUACGGUGAUUGAAAAAAGAUUGUACGCCAAAUUCUAUUGGGAACAGUGCGUUUAUCAAGGCAGACAAUUAGAUGCGAUGGGUUUAUGGAACACUGCAAAAUCAGAUCAUAUUAGACAACAAUGUUCCAGAGUGAUUCAAAAUUGGGACCAGCCGAAUUAUAGCAAUACAACUCAUUACCCUUAUCCGCAAACGGAACCUAGAUUUCAACAAUUUGCUGACAAUAGCCUGAAUGAAGAGUACACAAACCCUACUUAUAGAUCCAUUGGUUUAGAUGAGCGUGAAAAGCGCACAUACGAACUCGUUGUAUGCCAACAACCGCUUCAUGCACGCAUGUGUGGAUUUGGAGAGAAGGAUAGAAGACCCAUUGACCCACCACCUAUUGUUCAAUUAAUUGUAAAGCAACAGGGUCAGGAUAGUCCAGUGGAUGUACAAAUGCUUCAAAUUCCCUUCUUUGUACUUCAUGUCACCUUGUGGUCUGAUGAUCGUGCUGAGGAACGCAACAUUAUCUCCAAUCCACCAAAGUGCACUCGAGUCUUGAUGGGUUCACUUGUUAGCUCACCUAGUCUGUUAAAGAACCCGGAAGGUGAACAAGGCCUCUAUUUUGCUUUUCCAGACUUAAGUAUUCGAACCGAAGGCCGUUAUACGCUUCGAUUUAGUCUCAUGAAAUUAGCAAACUCUGAUUUUCAAGAGAAUGCAAAGUCUAAAAUCGUUGCUCAAGUAUUUUCUGAUCCAUUUACGGUUUAUUCAGCUAAAAAGAAUCCACUGAGUUAUCAAAAGCAUUUGCUAAGCAAGGCUUAA